GAUAUUAUGAGGAUAUUAAUAUAUGAUAGAAAGAGAAAGUUAUUUCUCGAUCUCUCUUACAUUAAUCACAUUCUCUACUUACAUUUGUUAUCGAAGCUAAAGAAAUAUAUAUCUCUAUCGUAAAAAAUUUUUACUUUCCAAGAUAUAAUUUUCGAGAAUAUAUCGAAACAUUCGAAACUGAAUAUAUUAAAUAUUCAUUCUAACAUCGGCACCUUUCUCUUUUACCCGAGAUAAGAAUUAUCUCUUUAUUGUUGAUACAUCUUAUUUCCAUUGACAUAUCUCAUAUUCAUAAUCUCUUAUGGAUUAUUUCGCGUAUGGCGAAAAUUUUAUUGCUAUACAAAAAAAAAAAAAAAAAAAAAAAAAAAAAAAAAAAAAAAAGAAAAAAAAUAAAAGAAAAAGAAAAGCAAACAAAGAAAUUAUAAAUUCAAUUAUUAUUUAAUAUUCAGUUAUAUUUCUUAUUUAUCCGACAAUAAUAAUCACAAAAUCAAGUGUUCAUACGAUGAAUUCAAUGAAUGUACAUUCAACAUACAUACAUUCUCUUUCCUCGAGGUCAUUCCUUUUCCAAACGUUAUUUGCUGAAAUUUUGUUAAAAGAAACAGUAUAUAUAACGAGAGAGACAUAAUUUUUAUCAUAAUAAUUCUUAUCUUCUCUAAAUAUUUUAUACAUAUCAAUUAAUAAUAAGGAGUAAAAUUUUUUUACGUUCGUUCAAUUAAUUAUUAAUGAGUGAAUUCAGUGAAAGUACAAAUAGAGACUCUUAAUUUGUUGACCUUAUUUAUGAUUAAUUCGUUUCUACGCCACAUUUGUUUCAAUCGAAUAAAAUAUUAUCUUUCAUUAUUAUUAAAUUAUACAACUAUAAUAUUCUUUCGAUUAUACUUUUCUUUUUUUUUUUUGUUUCGUUUUGUUUUCAUUUUAUUUCGUAUUUAUCGUGCAUGAAAUGUUAACAAGAAAAACAGAAGCAUUUAAAAUAUGAGUUUCCUGUAAUUAGAAUUACGUUAUGCGAACUAAAAAAAACUUGUUUUUGCUAAAUUCACUUUAACUAUUAUAUAACGUGUAAAUGUCAUUUUUAUUGUAAUGUUCCUUUGAGGUGAAUACGUUUGAAGAAUGAUCGUGCGAACUAAAUGUAAAGAGAUCAGUUGCGCAAAUGUAGUUAAGAGACCUAACAUCGAAUACUUCUGAAAUAGUUUAAUAUGUUUGUACAAGGAUGAAAACUGUUUUUCCUUGGACUAUUUAACGGGGAAGUUUCUUUAAUGCUAAAUAGGUGACUAACUCCACGUGAACAUUACGUAUUACGUACGUGUCUCGUUUAAAUAGAUUCCUAACAAUUUAUUUUCAUCGUUUAUACAGUUAUAAAAAAAGAAGAAAAGAUCAAUCGUUAUGGCGGCGGGUCGCCUGUGGAGAACAUUGUCAAGAAAACGUGUUGAUGAUGAUCAAGAGGGCAAGGGCGAAUUGGCAAGGGUCCUCAAUAUCUUUGAUUUAACUGCCCUUGGAGUCGGCGCGACCCUUGGUUUAGGCGUUUACGUUCUUGCCGGAAGUGUUGCAAAAGAAACGGCCGGACCAGCCGUUUGUAUUUCAUUUCUUAUUGCUGCUAUUGCUUCUGCUUUUGCUGGAAUGUGUUAUGCAGAAUUUGCAUCAAGAGUACCAAAAGCAGGAUCAGCUUAUGUUUAUAGUUAUGUAACAGUUGGUGAAUUUAUAGCAUUUGUCAUAGGAUGGAAUUUAAUAUUGGAGUACGUUAUCGGUACAGCAAGUGUUGCUCGAGGCCUUAGUAAUUAUAUUGAUGCUUUAAUAGGAAACAUUAUGGGGAAAACUUUGCAAUCAAUUAUGCCAAUAAACAUUUCUUUCUUGUCAGAGUAUCCUGAUUUUUUUGCAUUCGGCAUGGUCAUGUUACUCGUUUUUUUACUUAGCAUAGGAGUUAAAGAAUCUUCUUUUUUAAAUAAUAUAUUCACUGUCAUCAAUCUUCUUACGAUUAUUAUCGUUAUAGUAGCAGGUUCUAUUAAAGCCGAUCCAAAAAAUUGGUCCAUUUCGAUAGAAGAUAUUCCUAAAAACGUAACGAAUGCUGGUAGUGGUGGUUUUAUGCCGUUUGGAAUAAGCGGUGUAAUGGCAGGUGCAGCAAAAUGUUUUUAUGGUUUUGUGGGUUUUGAUGCUGUUGCAACAACCGGUGAAGAGGCAAAGAAACCACAACGUGAUAUACCCUUAGCCAUUGUUUUGUCUCUUAUUAUUAUUUUGGCAGCAUAUUUUAGUAUUUCUACAGUAUUGACCAUGAUGUGGCCAUAUUACAAUCAGAAUGCUGAUGCUCCAUUCCCUUAUGUUUUUCAACAAAUUGGAUGGCCAGUCAUCCAAUGGAUUGUCAAUAUUGGAGCUGUUUUCGCUUUAUGUACGAGUUUAUUAGGCGCUAUGUUUCCCUUGCCACGUGUAUUGUAUGCUAUGGCGAGUGAUGGAAUCAUAUUUAUGUGGCUUUCUAAAGUACAUUCUAAAACCAUGACACCAAUUUUGGGUACAAUACUUUCCGGACUACUUGCUGGAAUUAUGACUCUUCUUUUUAAUCUCCAUCAAUUAAUCGAUAUGAUGUCUAUUGGAACACUAUUGGCAUAUACAGUAGUAGCAAUAUCAGUAUUAAUAUUAAGAUAUCAAAAAGAAAAUGAUGUUAUGCCUGAAGUGACGAUGAAUGGUUAUGAAUUUACAGCAAUAAAUAUAUUCAAGCAAACAUUUAAUUUAAAUAAUCAUAAGGAUCCAUCUCAUAUUUCCAGCAUAGUUUCAAAAUGUAGUGUAGCUAGUUUUAGUCUUGUUGUAUUUAUACUUAUUCUUAUAUUAAAUCACGUUGAACUUGAUAUAACAAACGGCAAUGUAAUAGUAUUUGUGAUAAUAAUAAUACUUGUAUUUAUAUUAAUAUUAAAUGUAGCAUCUAUUGGUAGACAACCAGUUCAACAAGUUGAACUCUCUUUCAAAGUUCCAUUUGUUCCAUUGAUACCAUGCUGUAGCAUUUUUAUAAAUCUUUAUUUGAUGUUACAACUAGACAUGUUUACGUGGAUUAGAUUUGUUGUGUGGAUGUUAUUUGGUUUUUCUAUUUAUCUAUUUUAUGGAAUUUCUCACAGCGUUCAGGGGAAAAAAAAUAAAAUCGAACUUAAUAUAAUGAAACAAAAAAAUGUAGAUCAAAGUGGAAUCAUAACAAAAUUUUAAGUAUACGAUAAGAUAAACAAUUUCACAGCCAGGUAAAGCCACAAGUAGGAUAAACUUGUCUAUAUAUUAAUUUUUAAUAUAUUUUCGAUCAUUAUAUUUUAUAUAAAAUAA
This is a messenger RNA of Vespula pensylvanica (western yellowjacket), 3285 nucleotides long. RefSeq names its product cationic amino acid transporter 3 (gene slif). NCBI's taxonomy places the organism in Eukaryota, Metazoa, Arthropoda, Insecta, Hymenoptera, Vespidae. The transcript has 11 exons. Gene Ontology annotation, molecular function: amino acid transmembrane transporter activity. Gene Ontology annotation, cellular component: plasma membrane. The coding region runs from base 1375 to 3174 and encodes 599 amino acids. Gene Ontology annotation, biological process: amino acid transport; transmembrane transport. The record is from RefSeq and is a predicted model, not a curated record.